This is a messenger RNA of Nerophis ophidion (straightnose pipefish), 5786 nucleotides long. It is a transcript of the gene ppl, whose product is annotated as periplakin. NCBI's taxonomy places the organism in Eukaryota, Metazoa, Chordata, Actinopteri, Syngnathiformes, Syngnathidae. Gene Ontology annotation, biological process: wound healing; intermediate filament cytoskeleton organization. Gene Ontology annotation, cellular component: cytoskeleton; membrane; intermediate filament. Gene Ontology annotation, molecular function: cadherin binding; structural molecule activity. The coding region runs from base 189 to 5462 and encodes 1757 amino acids. The record is from RefSeq and is a predicted model, not a curated record. The transcript is spliced from 22 exons.
ACUUUUGCAGGUGACUCCAGCUCAGUGGGAGGGCAAGCUGCGACUCAGUGAAGGGUGUGUGUGACACGGCUGACACACACACGCCGCAUCGACGCGUAACACGACCGACGGCGAGCGGACCCGGACUGUACUCGUACUGCACUUGACUUGACUUGUACUUGGGACCCUGACAGCCGUCACCUGCCACCAUGUACAAGAAGAAAAGCAAGAGCAGCAUCGUGACGACCCCCAUCAAAACAUCUAUCUCCUCCACGGAACUGACCAGUCUGAUCGAGAAACUGCAGAAGAAUGCUGACAAAGUGGAGAAGAACAUCUACGAUGUGGAGCAGAACCUCAACAAGGAUGUUAGCAAGAUCAACGAGGGCAAAGCGCCGCUGUACCAGGAGGACACCAACAAGCGACUCCUCAACUCUCUGGACCUGCUGAUAGGCUUGGACCAGGACGCGGCCAACGCCAAGCAACUCCAGCACCCUCAGGCUGAGAUGAUCGGCAAGGACAUGAGGCAGCUCCGUGAGCGAGUGAACAAGCUGAGAGAGGACCAUGAGCGUAUCUACCAACUGAUCCGCACUGAGGGGGUGCCCACCAUCAACUGGGGCAACAUGAUGGAUGAGAAGUUGGCCAACCUGAGCAACAAAGGCUUUGGUGAGGACCUUCCAUCGGUGGAGAACGAGGUGGAGGACCACAACAUUUUCCAGAGUGAGGUGGAGGCUUUGGCUCCUCACAUUUCUGCUGGCGGUGACAAGGAAUAUAUCAGCGGCCUCCAGAUGAAGUACAACAAACUUCUGGCCCUUUCCAGCGACCGUCAGCGCCACCUGCUGAGCCUGCGUAACUACAUGCAGCGGAGCACCAACGAGCUGUACUGGAUGGACCAGCAGGCUGAGGAGAGAAUCAACUACGACUGGAGUGACGCCAACUUGGACUACCCCGCCCGCCAGAGGCAGUAUGAGAACUUUAUUGGCAAAUGUCUGGAGAACAAAGAGGCGACGGUCACCAAGCUCAACGAAGACGGCGAGAAAAUGAUUGCUGCAAAGCACCCAGGGUCCAACGUCAUCGAGGCUCAUAUGGAGGCAGUGCACGCCGACUGGAAGGAGUACUUGAACCUGCUCAUCUGCGAGGAAAACCACCUGAAGUACAUGGACGAAUACCACAAGUUCCACAAGGAGGCGCGUGACACCCAAGACCUGCUGAAGCGCUUGGACACUGAGGUCAAGCAGAAGUACAACCCUGAGUUCAAAGAUGUGUACCAGAUGGAGGCUCUGAUCCGAGAGCUGGAUGACCAAUCCAAGGCCAUGGCCGCCUUGGACGAGAGGACCAAAGCUCUUCAGAAGCGCGGCCUGCAAGUGUUGCCCCUGAAGUACCGAAGAGAGACUCCCCAAAAACUUCUUCCUGUUGAGUCAAUGUGCGAGUUUGACACGGAAGAGGGGCAAAUUGUACGGGGCGCCAGAUACACUCUGCUGCGCAACAAUGGACCCAAGUGGGACGUGAAGGACGCGAGUGGACAGACGCUGUCUGCUCCGGCAAUCUGCUUCACCAUUCCCCCGACUGACCCGGAGGCAGUGGCCAUCUCUGAGAAUUUGGCUGCACAGCAGAAUGCUGUCAAGCAGAAGAUGGCAGACAGCAAAGGAGCUCUGCUAAAGCGUUUUGAUGAGCUGAAGAAGGCCAGUGGUGGUGCAGACAAGGAGGAACAGCAGUGCCGCCAGAUGAUGGCGGGUUUGGACAAGGUUGCCGCCGAUAUCGACAAACAAGAGAAGGCCAUUCAAGCUCGACUGCGCCCCCCGCUGGAGCUGAAGAAGCCACUGCAAGAUAGUGCCGACCGCCUGCAGGAAUUUAGGGACAUUGCCAACGCGGUCCAUAGAAUCGAGCCAGAGAAGCAGUCCAAGGUGGAGGAGGCCAGGAAGUUCCUAAACUCCAGCCCACAAAGUGCCAGCGCGCCCCACCUGCACAGCAAGGUGGACGACGUCAACAGGAAGUACACCUACCUGGAACAGCUUCUUCAGAGCAGUCAAGACAAGCUGAAGAACUCCAACCAGCUGGAGAGUUCUCUCCAAAAUGGAAAAACUUUGCUGUCCAGCUAUGAGAACAGACUGGCCAGAGACGAUGUGGCUCCUUCAGACAUUCCCUCGCUGGAGAAAACCCAACGAGAACUGGCAGAUAUCGCAGGAGACCUGAGGUCCAAAAGGUCUGUGAUCAAUGAGACAGAGCAGAACCUACGCUUGGCCAAAACCAGCUGUGACCAAAUGGCCAUCAAGUUCCAAGAGCACUGCCCAGACAUUGAGAGGCAGGAAGCUGAUGUCCAGAAGCUCAACAAGCGUUUCAACAUCCUCAACAAUCAGAUCGACACCAGGUCCCAAAGUUUGCAGAGGGCCAAGAUGUCGUACGGUAAUUAUCGCAACGACUACAACAACUUGAACAACUGGCUCUCUCGCAUCCCUAACUACGAGCCAUCUGAAACCGACGACCUAAGACAGCUGGAGACCAAACUGAAGAACCAGAGGAACUUGCUGUCUGAUAUUACAAGGAAGGAAUCCGACAUGAACAACUUAUCCAAAAAUGGCCGACUUUACCAACAGGCUAUCAAGGACUAUGAGACCGAAACAGAGAAAUUUCGAUCCAUACUGGACCUUGACGAUGGACUUGUACCUCAGACGUACAAGAGAAGCAGACUGGAAUCACCAGGAAUGGUUGUCAAAGCGGAGGAAUCUGCCAUCGAGGCCAAGUUCACUGAGGUAAAUGCUGUCAACAAGCAAAGGCUGCAAAACCUUGAGUUCACACACAGCCUUCUCAAACAGCAACCAGAUAUCCCAUUGAUCCACUCAACAAAUGUCCAGUCUGUUAAUGCUGCUGCCCCAGGAGGAGAGCUUUGGAGGAUCAGGAAGCAGUUGCAAGAUGAAAUUCAGAGGAGAGAGCAGUUAGACAAAGAAGUUGAGACCAUCCAGACAGAAAUAUAUGUCCUUGAAGGACAGAGGCCUCAGGAUACUGUUGUCAAGAAGGAGGUCAUCAAAAAAGUUCCUGACCCUCAGCUAGAUGAGGACAUCUACAAGAUUCAACAGAAGCUUUCGGAGGAACGUCGCACUACCCAUGUCCUGGAUAAUGAGCUUGAGGUACUCAAAUUGAAGCUGCGUGGUCUUGAUACGGAGGUAAAAGAAGGGGCACAGCAGUACAUGGUCAAGGAGGUUCUGCGGAUUGAAAGAGACCGUGGUCAGGAAGAGGAGGUGCGCAAGCUUAGGGAAGAGUUAGACGAGCUAAGAAGGCAAAAGUUGCUGAAAGAUAAUGAAAUUAUUCAGAUAAAUAAGCAGCUGACAAUUCUGGUCGAAGAGAAGAAUAAAGAGCAAGAAGUUAUCACCGAAGAGGAGGUCAUCAAAGUUCAAAAUGAUCCCCAACUUGAAACAGAGUACCGACUACUCUUAGACAGGAAGCAGAAAGAAACCGAAGGCAGAAAACAGCUGGAGGAUGAAUUGAAAUUCCUCCAGGAGAAAAUACGCAGGCUGGAAAAAGAGAAAUUAAUGGCUGAGGAGAAGAUUUCCAUCAAGGAGGUGCUUAAAGUCGAAAAAGAUGUGGCUUUAGAAAGAGAGGUAGAAAACCUACGGAGGCAAUAUGAAGAUGAAAAAUCCAAACGAAGAUCAUCACAGCGAGAAAAAGCUGAUCUCCAAAGGAAGAUUACUAGUCUAGAGGAGGAGAAGUCCAAGGUUAUCAUUCAAGAGAAGAUGCGAGAAAUCGUCCGCCCGGACCCCAAGGCCGAGAAUGAGGUGGCCAACCUGCGUCUUGAACAUGUUGAGCAGCAGAGGCGCUAUAAAGACGCAGAGCUGCAGCUUAGGACACUGCAAGAUGAGCUGACCAUGCUCAAAAACAGAGGUCCUCAAAUAGAGAUAAAGGAGAUCAUUAAAGAGGUGAUCAAAUACAAGACAGAUCCACAGACAGAAAGGGAACUUGAAAGGCUUCGUAAUGAAAUUGUUGACAAGACCCACCAGACCGAGAAAUCUGAGAUGGAGAUCCGCCAGCUUAAUGACGAAAUUCAAAGAUGGAGAAACAUGAAGCCUCAAGUGCAGACUAAAGAGGUUGUCAAUGAAGUUCUGCAGUACAGAGAGGAUCCGAAAACGAAGGAGGAGAUUGAGGUCCUUAAAAGAAAACUGGCCGAUGAACAGUCGAAACGUCUCGAACUUGAGAGAGAGAAAUCUUCCCAAGAGGAAAGGAUCAGACUGAGGAAGAUAGAUCUGUCUCAAGUCCGUGAGAAGGUUGUUCAGCAGGAAGUGGUCAAAAUGGAAGAAGAUGCUAUGCUCAGAUCAGAAUGUGACACGUUCGUACACAACAUCAACAACGAGCAGAGACAGAAGGAGACUUUGAAAGCAGAGCUGUAUCAGCUGCAAAGAAUGAAGGCUGACUUGGACCAGCAGCUGGAGGAUCUUGAGCGGGAACGCAGAGCGAGGCGUGAGGCUGAGUUGGAGAUCCAGAGACUUCGGGUCAUACUUACUGAACUGGAGAUGCGGGACAAAGAGAACCGUGAAAAGGUGACUGUCAAACAAAAGGUGGUCCUGCAGCAGGAUCCCCAACAGGAGAAGGAACACUCUAUCCUUCGACUGCAGCUGGAUGAAGAGAGGCAUAAGCGCGUCCUGCUGGAGAAAGAACUGAAUGCUCUGAUUCAGCAGCAUAUCACCCUCGAGAAGAUGGAUGUGAAGGAAAGAGUUGUUCGCACCGAGAAGAUCCAAGUUGAGAAGGAUCCAGAGGCUGAGCAUGAGAUUGAAAACCUGAAGAGGACUCUGGAAGAGGAGAAACGGAGAAAGAGAGAACUGGACCAAGAAUUGGUAACGAUCACUUCCAGGCUGUCUGAGAUGGAGUUUUCCAACACCAAGUUCACUAAGGAGCUGGUCUACGUCCGAGAUGAAAGUAGCCGCUUGCAGCAGGAAAAUCAAAGGCUGCAGAAUGAUAUUCGCAGGCUUCGUUCUGAGAUUGAGAUCACCAGCAAGGAGACUCGGCAUAUCACUGAUUCCGCACCAAGAGAGGAUGGCAAGAACCUAGAGUUGAGGCUUGAAUCACUACAGAGAGAACUUGCAGAGCUCAGAGGCGUAACGACCAAAAAGGAUGAAGAGAUAGAAAGGCUACAAAAGAAUCUGACUGCUGUGCGACAGAAGAGGGAGCAGAGAGAAAGUCAUUUGCGUAGGUCCAUCGUCGUUAUUGACCCAGAUACCGGCAAAGAGAUGCGACCGGAAGAGGCUUACAAAUUGGGACUGAUCGACUGGAAGAUGUUCGUCAACCUGCAGAGCCAAGAGUGUGACUGGGAGGAAAUCACAGUCAAGGGCCCCAAGGGAGAAUCAUCUGUUCUCCAUGACAGGAAAUCAGGGAAAAAGUUCUCCAUCGAUGAUGCUUUGAGUUUUGGCCAUAUCACAAAUCAUCAACUUCAGCAGUAUAUGAACAAACAACUGACCAUCCAGGAGUUUGGUGCUUUGGUGUCGGGCAAGAACAAGUAAAUACAAAACAUGUUGGGCUUUAUUCUACACAGUAGCUUUUUACUAUCUGAUGGCUUUGUUUUGUGGUGAACGGGCAUUAUUGUACUUCCUUGUUUCUAAAAGCACAAUGUAUUUAUUUGCUUACUAAUGGUCCAAUCUAUGAAACUGAAAAAAUAUGCAAUGAUGAAUUACUUUCAUUUGCUACAUUGGGUACAAGGGUGUCAAAAUAAAGGUGCUUCUCUUGAUUUUGCCAAUGAAGUGCAUUAAAACACCAGAAUGUUUCCAAUAUUUGUGUGAUUUUGAGGUUACAACUAUAUGCUCUCAAUAAAAGACACAUUUAACUGA